Molecule: messenger RNA, 5454 nt
Organism: Scylla paramamosain (green mud crab)
Lineage: Eukaryota; Metazoa; Arthropoda; Malacostraca; Decapoda; Portunidae
Product: protein PFC0760c-like
Exons: 2
Coding region: 2738-3844 (368 amino acids)
Source: RefSeq, a predicted model, not a curated record
AGGAGAGUAUUAGAGGCAAGGAAGUGGAGGAAGGGUGAAAGAGGAGGAUGGGUGUAUGGGGAGAAAGAAGAGACAAUGAAUAUAAACAGGAAGGGUGAGGAGUGAGUGAAGAAUUAGAGGAAGAGAGGAAGUAGUGGGGAAUAAUUCUCUUUUCCUGUGAUCUACUCCUUUUUGUCCUUCCCCAUCCAUCAUCCCCUUCCCACUUCUAGUCCCUUCAUUCAUAUCCUUUCCCCAUGUAGCUACUCCUCUUUCCUCUUUCUGCUUCUACAUUCUUGAAAUUUAUUAGGUAUUUUUUUUCUUUUUUUCAACUAAUAUAUUUCCCUCUUCCUUCUCUCCUCUCUGAAGCUUAGUGUUGCAGAUACGACGCACUCUGUAUUACCAUGAUGUGUGUAAAAAUUAUCCGUAUCCGCAACUGCAACCACGGAUAUGGAGGUAAAAGAAAUCCACAACCGCAUUCGCAUCAACAAAUAUUGAAAUUCUGACAUCCCAAAUUUUGUCUGCAACUGCAUUUUUAUGAGGAAUGCAUACUCUGCGCCGCCUCCGCAUCUAAAAUUCUAAAACUUACCAUCCGACACACACGCACACACACACACACACACACACACACUGAUAUAGUAUUUAAUUAUCUACUCCUAUGUAUCUGCAGCCUGGCUCUCUCCUGGAGUGUUCCUUAACGAGAUGACCGUGGCGGGAGGGCGUCCACACCUCCCUAUCCAAAUUUCCCCUUCUUACGUGUUCAAGCGCUAUGGCCUCUAUUAACUCUUUUCUUAUACGCGUGCUCCUUUAUCCUGUUCUUGAUUUUCCAAGUAAAUUUGCCCUCCUGUUCGCACCUUCAACUUCUCCCACUGUACUCUUCUUUAUAAGCUCUUUGCUCUUUAUUUCAGUUAUGACCAUACCAUUUUAUUGUGUUCCUUUUCAUCCAUUCCAUCACUCUACAGGCUACAACGCUUGCACAGACGUUCAUACAUCUCACGCAAACUUCUGUUGUUCUCAUCCUCCCAUCUUGUCACUCCACACCCCCCUCUCAGAUAAUUAGUUUCCUAAGCACACCCCUCAUUGUUGCGCUGUAUUGCACAUCCAGAUCUCUGAUCUAUGCGUCACUGAUGGGUAGGAGAAUAUAAUUCCUUAAACCUCUCUUAACAUCCAUUUCUCCCUUUCGUGACUUGUAAGUGACUCUAUGAUACCUUUACUUUUCACAACCCUCUCUCUAUUUCCCCAUUCAUCUCACCAUGUUUUUCUAACACUUUUCCAGGAUAUUUAAACUCGCUCACCUCCCUCUUCACUCUCCGCUAGUAGAACAGUGUCACCUGCACAACAGGCAUGCUACUACGGACCAUAGCACUCCAUUCAGUGUCAGCUUUCCAUCAUUAUUUCCUACUUAAGCUUUCGUCUCCCUCAUACUGCCACAUAGAAAAAAAAAGAUAUGUUAAACAAUCAUGGAGACAUCACAUAUCCCUGUCUCAUCCUUGUUCCUGUAACGGAACUCCUCUUAGUUUUCCCUCCAUCCUCACACACACUCAAUUGUAUCCCUUUGAAAACCCUUAAUUCCUCCUAACAGCUGUCCUCCUACACCAUAAAUUUUACGAACCUCCCAAAGGGCUUCCCUAUAUGCUGUCUAUGAAAGCUGCUUACUUCUUUACAUCCUUUCUCUAUUAUAAUUUUAAUCGCAUAAAUCUGAGCCACACAACUUUUCCUUUUCCUGAAUCUUCACUGUUCCUCACUGACCUUCACCAAAGAGAUUUUCAUCAGUCUCUCAGUCUCCCACAGACUUUUCCUGGCAUAUUAAACAAGCUUAUCCCUCUAUAACUAUGACACUCAUUCUUACAACCUUUAUAUAGGAUGCAAAAACUGACUUCCUCCACUCAUUUGGUACCUAUUGCCUUCAUGUCACUUCGUCUUAUAUUCCAAGCAUCCAAUCUACUACCACUUCACCUCCGCACUUCAACAUUUCUGCAAUUAGAUAUUCCUUACAUGCCUGCAGCUUUGCCUCUUUAACUUAGCCACCGUUUUCUUUACCUCCUCCCUACCAGUUCUCUGUAUAAACAUUCUCUCUCCUCCUGCUUCUAUAUUCAUUACUAUUACUUCUCCCAUCAUUUAUUAAAAGUCAGAAUAACUUCCCACACUAUCCACCGCUUCCUUGCUACCUACAAGAACCUCAUCAUCUCUCUUCCUUCUCAUAUUCUCACAUUUUUCUGCUCUUAUUUCUCUCUUAACUUUCAAAAAGCUUCUUAUUCUCACUAAACUUUUCAUUCAGCUUCCUAACCAAACUCAUCAUCUACUCUCAUUUUACCUUAUAUAACCAGUUCCUUCAUUUCCUACUCCAAGACAUGGUAUUAUUCUGCUCUGCUCUUCUCAUACUGAUUUGAUCUGCCACAUUUCUUUGCAUUAUUUUCUCAUACGCUCUACCUUUCUCUUUUUUUUACUUUUUUCUGUCUCAGCUGUCGACCAUGCACUUUCCUUACUUCUAUCCGCAAGCCUUCUGUGCUCUACCACUUCUGCUUCUACUGGAGAGAGAGAGAGAGAGAGAGAGAGAGAGAGAGAGAGAGAGAGAGAGAGAGAGAGAGAGAGAGAGAGAGAGAGAGAGAGAGAGAGAGAGAGAGAUCGUUUGUUUGUAUUGAUACUUACAUGCUCACUUAUCUUCUAUAAUCCGAAUGCCUUGCUAUAAUAUACUCUAAAUUAGUACUCUUCAACCAUUUUUUAAGCUCAUGCGUCUUUCCGGGAGCGGCUAGGACGAUUAAUGAAAAAUGUAAGCAAGUCUUCCCUGGACUGGCAUGCGGCGGUGAUGAAAGAUGGCAACGAUGUGAUGUAUCAAGUUACUGUGCGACUCUAUCCCAGCAAACGUCCACCGAAAAAGAUCUUAAAGGGGGAUGUUUACAACCGUGUCUUUGAUUCCUGCCAACGGAGAAUCUUGGAAUCUCACAUCAAACAUGGCUCAUUUGAAAUUCAUUCUUUUGCUAGAAAAUUUGAUAUCACACUCCACUGGGCGGUUCAGAAGUACGUGUGCGGAUUGAAAGGCUAUAAAGAACUUUCUAAAAAUGUGAAGAGUCUUGUUGACAAAAGAAACCAAUUAGCUCAUUCUCCAGGUGGUUAUUUACCAAUUUGUGGCGACCUGAAUGAAAAGCUGGACGAUCUGUUGGACUUGUUCUUAGCUAUCCUGGAAAAUGUUGAAGAUUGCACAGGGUGUUCACUUGAUAAACAAAAGCGUAAGAUUACAAGCAGGAUCGAGAGCAAAAUGAUCAUUGAUGAAGAUAAUGAUGACGAUGAAGAUUAUGAUGAUGAUGAUGAAUAUUAUGAAGAUGAAGAUGAUGAACAUGAUGAAGAUUAUGAUGAUGAUUAUGAUGAUGAAGAAGAUUAUGAUGAUGAAGAAGAUUAUGAAGAUGAUGAAGACUGUAAUGAUGAAGAAGAUUAUGAAGAUGAUGAAGAUUAUGAUAAAGAAGAUUAUGAUGAUGAAGAUAAUGAUGAUGACGAUGAAGAUGAUAAUGAUGAAGAUUAUGAUGGUGAAGAAGAUUAUGAUGAUGAUGAAGAAUAUGAUGAUGAUGAUGAUGAUGAUGAUGAUGAUGACGAUGAUGAUGAUGAUGAUGAUGAUGAUGAAAAUUAUGAUGAUGAAGGUUAUGACAAUGAAGGAAGUUGUGAAGAUGAGUAUGAUUCUGCUGCUGCUGAUGAUGAUGAUGAUAAUGAAUAUGAUGAUGAUGAGGUGGAGGGAGAAGAAGAGGAGGAGGAGGAGGAGGUGGAGGAAGAGGAGGAGGAGGUGGAGGAAGAAGAGGAAGAGGAGGAGGAGGAGGAAAUUUAUGAAAGUGAAGAAUAUGAUUAUUAUGAUAAUGAUAGUGAUAAUUUUGACGAAUGAAGAUUAUUAAUGUAAUGAUUACUAUUAUCAUCAUAAUUAAGAUGAAAACGAAGAAUGGUAAUGAAAACAAUUUUUAUAUGACCAAUGAAGGUGAAGAGAAUUCAAAUUUUUAUCAUUACAGUUUAAACGGAAAUCAUGUGGAAGGCAAUGAAGAAAAUGAAGAUUACAAUGGUAAAGAGAAUAAUUAGUUGAUGACAAUGAUGACAGUGAUGAUGAUGACGAUGAUGAUGAUGAUUACGUUGAUAAGAUGGAAGACGUAGUGUAGUACAGUCAAAUGAGUCUUGCGAAGCACGUGACAAGCACGGAGAUAGUGAAGCAUCUCAGCUUGCUUCUAGGGACGAUUUAGGGAGAUUAUUAUUAUUAUUAUUAUUAUUAUUAUUAUUAUUAUUAUUAUUAUUAUUAUUAUUAUUAUUAUUUUGUACUGCCUUUAUCUUGGCACAUCUUGACUUGCUACCAGUGCCACCUGCAAACACGUGCUGUUGUGCAUGUUCAGCCAGAAAAGAAAUUAGGACGCAUUGCAUUCACUCCAUGCUAAUUGUUUAUUUUAAUGAUACUGAAUAUUUCUUCGAAGAUCACCUUCCUAUCACUCAGAUUAGGGCUUUGAAAGAAGGCCUCCACCUCUCAGACGAAACUUAUGAAGGUUUACGUCAUAUGACCGUUUGUUGUCAAAGAGAACUUACGAUCUCUUAAAAUCGAACUUUAAUCAAGGUUAGAACUAUUAUUAUUAUUAUUAUUAUUAUUAUUAUUAUUAUUAUUAUUAUUAUUAUUAUUAUUAUUAUCAUUAUUGUUAUUAUCAUUAUUAUUAUUACUACUACUACUACUACUACUUCUGCUACUACUACUACUACUACUACUACUACUACUACUACCAUCAUUAUCAUUAUUGUUGUUGUUGUUGUUGUUGUUGUUGUUGUUGUUGUUGUUGAUGAUGAUGUUGUUGUUAUUGUCUUUAUUAUAAUUUUAUCAUUAUUAUCAUUGUUUAUACUACCACCGGUAGACAUUUUUUUCUACGACCCUUCUGUGAGGCUCACGUGAUCGGCCUCUUACAUUUUGUGGAGGCUUAGUCGGUCGGAACCAGCCCAGGGAGACUUCCUAGACUUAGUAACCCUUUGCGAGUCUCAUUCCCCUCCGUAGAGUUUCCCGACGUAGUCACCGUCGAAGAUGGAGUUGAUGGGAAGGAUGCUGACAUACUUCGGUCACUCGCCGAUUACUUGAAAAAUGGCCGUGCCAGCUUCCACCAGGACUAGAAAUUGUGUGAGCGCUGGCCACUAGACCACCGCCUUCUCAUUUAACCUAAAAUAUAAGUUAUGGAAUGUUAGAGAUAAUGUACAAGACCUGCAGAAUACACGCGUAUUUCAAGAGCUUUAAUAUUUAGGCAGCUGGAUGCCUUCAUCAGAUUUUAGGCAAUACCUCAUUGAAUUCCAUUCUCAAACAUUUCAUACUGCAAACAAAACAAAAAAUGUACAAAUUUUACCCGUGUUAGCUGUAAGCCGUAUGUGCCUCUUUUAUGGUUUACUUUUUUUUUUUCUAAUACUAUAAAUCGCAUGUGUUUUCCAAACCUUAUAGAAGCAGUGUAAGGAUGGUAGAGUAAAAAUAUACUAUGAAUUUCU